This is a messenger RNA of Pocillopora meandrina, 9162 nucleotides long. Lineage: Eukaryota; Metazoa; Cnidaria; Anthozoa; Scleractinia; Pocilloporidae. The record is from the annotation of a GenBank genome assembly.
AUGCCUUAUGGAAGAGCGGUUUGGGUUUGUUUCAUGAUCGUUGGUUACUUGAAAUGCAUCGGGAGUACACCUGUCGAAAAAGAGACGCAGGGUGGUAGCAAAUCGGAACAAGAGGGCAAACCUGGUCCUGAUUUACGAAGUUUGCAUUUUCCCGCGGAGUAUCAUGCAACGGGUGUCUUGUCGCUUCCCACAAGCAACAUUAACGAGCCUUUUGAGGUUUGGCACAGCCAGGCUUACGACAAGAGCCGAAUAGAUUACUAUCAUGGUAAGACAAAGAGACUCAAGUUACAAUGACGUGCUUGUGAUCUCGAGCUAUAAUUAUGCUCUGACAGUAAUUAUAUUUUUAAAGGUACUGUAUAUACCUUUCGGUGGGAUUUGGGUCGGUACCGGUAUAACUUAUCAAAACAUCUAAAGAUCAAGUGUUGUUUUACCAGUUAUUAAGUGAGUAAUUCGAUUGUUGACUGCGGUUUACAGUCGAGAAACUAACCAUCUUUGAAUAUGUCACUUAUGUAGAUAUUGAUUGUUGACUGCAAAAUGAAGUCGAGGAACUACCCAUUUUCAAAUAUGUUACCUAGCGGAGAAACUGUCGCCAAAGGGAAUCCGUUUUUUACUAUUUCUUUCGAGUGAAAUCAUAACAAUAAACUCUCUUUCGUUGAAAAGACUAAUGAGUUACUUAAGAAGAAAUCUCAUUGGUACGUUAGUAUUCAGUGGGUGGAGGAAAAACUCAAUUACGUUUGAGGCGUUCACGGCGUCGUUGGUUUACAUAAUUUGGACAACUGAUUUGUCCCUUAAACGAUUUGCCUAGUUAUUCUACGACUGACUUUCGCAGAUUUGUGUUUUGAAUUAUGCGCUCAGUCGGCUGAAAAGAAGCGCUUGUCUGCUGUUUAGUUUUCAGUGAAGAGAUAAAUAGACUUAGCUUGUAAAAAUGCUCCUAGAUCAUAAUUCACUAAACGGUACCGGUAAUUUGAAGAAUGGAGAUUGAGACCAUACAAUCAAAAAACCUGCACUGAUAUAAAAAGUACAUUAAUUAGCCGCAUGCAGGGUUAAAUUCGCACUGAAGCUAGAAAUUCUGAGCUUGGUCAAUACUAACACAAUACUGAUACAAGAGAGAAAAGGAAAACAUAAAUCCGUAAUUAUAUUUUGAUCAAAGGUGAAUAUACCCGUUUCAUGUUACAUAUCUCUCAGUUUGCACGUGCGCUAUGAUUGGUCAAUUUAACGGGCCCUAUUUAUUGUAAGGACAACUAAAUUCAAAAGUUUAUUGAAGAUGAAGUUAGUGUGAUAUAAAUCAUACUAACCUCGUUUUCUCGGUUCGUGCUGCAAAAUAUGGAACCCCGUUUUUUCCGCUCGGUCUUGUAUAAUAGCCUGCGUGCUCCGCGCUUGGACCAUAAAUCCAGUCCGUAACUUACAUUACAGACUAAUAACUCAAUUAGUAAGACGUUUUCUCCCUGAAUCUCUUUUCUCGAAAUUUUUCUUUUUCAGCUGUUAGAGGAGCCUCCAAAUUCUUCAUGAACGUACCGUGUUUAGGGAAAAGACACUGCUAGGCGCUUUGAUGCGUUCGUAAAAUGUGAUCUGAGAUUUACAAAAACUGGUCUAGCAGUGGCUAAGAUUUUUAAGCAAAAGACCUCUCUCUUGGGACGGUUUUUUCGUUUAUUCGGAGCUUUAAUUCCUAUUAAACUUCAGUGACUAAAAUGAAAAUUUUCCAAAAUAAUAAUUUAACCAUUGAUCGCGUGCAAUCAUGGUAAGUGGAGUGAGGGCGUGCAAUUGGAAUACAUAGAGAAGGGAGGUAAGAUUUCUUUUUAACCGUUACUAGGUGAAGUGAAAACGUUUCAAAGAGGAGAUUUAGGAAGACAUGGAAUGUUCUUUAAAAUCGUCCCAAAGUACUCUUACAAGCGUCAUAAGAAUGAUCGCCAUUUUCUGGGAUGUUGGAAGAGGUAUGGGUCCAAGUCUCGCAAGGCUAAGGCCCAGUCUGUUCUGCCGUGUAACACGGCUUGGCCGUUCAAGUCUCGUCUGGAAGACUUCAAGGUAAUUGGUUAAUUCUUUGUCACAACCGUUUGUAUGACUCAGAAAUCAAUAGAUGUAAAGAAGGCGGCACACUUACAACCCGGCCUGAGGUUCCCGGCAAGAUCCUUAAACUACUUAUUUGACGAUACAGUAUUAAGAUACCGGUCAUUUUUUAUCGCCCAGGGGAGGGGUGGGAGGAUUUUCAUCAGUUGUGUCACAAUAGAAUUUACUUUCCCCCCCCCCGGCUUAAUCGUUUUUUACAAUCCCCUCUCACUGGUGGUCAGUUUUUAAAACCCCCCCUUUCUACUCUGCCAAGGACGACUGAUCCCUACCCCCAUCAGUUCCCGCUGAAAACCACGUGGCACCCCCCAAAAUAGCUGGUUUCUUUCCACAAUAGUCUUUUUUCAAGGUUAUCUUUAACAAUUUGCCUGGAUUGCCAUUCAAGAAUGUUGCCUGUUUUUAGUCUUUAGCGCCAGCACCAUGGUCAUGGUCAGAUAAGAUCAAGACUUAAGGCUCAUACAACCAAAACGCGUCGUCAUGUGGUGCUUCCUAACAUCACUUGGUAUUAUGUUGCAGGCAUGAAAGCUGUUGUUUCUCCUUAGCAGACAACGUUACCUCCUUUCCUCAUGACAACCUCGGAUCAAUGUCAGUAUCUGAGCACCUGUGCACGUAGCCCUUCCCACAGCCAACAUUAAUUCUAGCCAGGGGAGGGGUAGGAACGCAGUUUCUCAGAUACUGAUGCGCAACUUCUCAUCUCAUCUCUUAUUAAAGAAAUAAAAAACGCGCCGAGUGUAUUGUUGAGUUAUACAAGCAAGCGGGAAUUUUUAAAAACACGAGAAAGUGCGGAGAAGCACGAGCCGAAGGCGAGUGCUUCUCGUACUUCUCGAGUGUUCUUAAAAAUUCCCAAGUGCUUAUAUAACUCAACAAUGCUCGAGGAACAAGUUUCUUUAUUUCUUUUAGAAAAGUUAUCGUGAAUUGCGCGCGCUCGUACCGAUGACAUAGGCUGCGUGUACUAUAUCUCAACAGUGCACUCGUGUGACGUGAGGCGCGUGCUUUAUGGAAAUAUAAUGAACUCGUUCUGACCGAUCACGGCGCGCGCAUUUCUCUGGAAAUUUUAUAAUUAUUAUUUUUUUUUAGUAUGAGGGUGAUGCUGUUAUCAAUGGAAAAGAAUGCACCAAGUGGAGUUACAACGUGACCGUAUUUGAACGCAACAACUCGUACUUGUUUUACGCAACGAAGACCAACCCACCCAAACCUGUGUACUUUGAAAUGAACGGCUACGAUACUCUGUUAGUGUCGUACUACGACAAGUAUACGAUUCAUUAUCACAGUUUUGAGGAGUGGGAUUAUGAUCCGGAUGAUGAUCCGGAUGUCUUUGAGAUUCCACAUUGUAAGUAUAACAGUUUUUGUGUGUGGGGGGGGGGGGGAGGGGGAACCAGAGGCGACGUGGCGUUUUGAAAAAUGCGUUGGAACAGGAGAUGGGCGCGGGGGGGGAGGGGGCGUGGGAGUGGAGGAUUUUAUCGCACACGUAGGUAGACGCUUCCCUUAGUCAAAUUUCUUAAAUUGACCUUGGGGUAAAUCAUUAUACCAGGCAAACCUAUUUACAAUGUGAACAAUUUCCAGUCUAUCUGUGAUAGAACAGAAAAGAAGCGAAAUACAAACGUGCAAUAUCAUUAUUUUUCCAAGCACAAUCUUAAUGAAAUAAUUGGCGUAAAAUUACAAGACUGAGACAAGUAAGGCAGAAGAUAUUUGGGCACCAAAGGCACGUGGGAAAGGGGACUGUUCCGCAUAAAUUUUCUCUUAGUAUACGUAAGACUGAGAGGUUAACCUAAGAGAUUGAACCCCCUACAUAUACAUUAAAUAUAUAUGUGUAUAUAUAUAUAUGUAUAUAUGUUAUCCCUUUAUCAGAGUUAUAUUAACUGGUCUCCCUGUAAUAGUGUUGCAUGUACUACGUCGUGCUGAAGUAGGUUCGAAAAUCAUUACAUGAUUUAAAUCAUAAUAUGGGAGACCUCAAGUAUAUCAGUCGUUAUUGGUAAUCGUUCAUGUAUGCAGAGGAACCCCGCCAAAAGACGUCUUUAAUAGGACCGUGACCUCGCCGUUUCGAUUAUUUUUCUCAAGUGGAAUUAAUGUCUAGUCUUUCCCUUAUCCUAGGAUGCUUUUAACUCAAACACUCCGUUAUAACGACAAUUUUUGGGGUUUAAGGUGGUUUUUCAUCAAGUUUCAUUUGUUAAUCAUAUUCUGUUGAUUGUAGCUUUACUGAUUAUUCAGUUCAGAGAGCUCAUUUACUUCCUGAGCUGAUCAGCGUUAUUACCAUUUAUUUUAGUGCACCAUGACAAGUGGUGCUGGAACAUUGACAAGAGGUCACGUGACAGUGACGGUGCCUCUAUGUCCCUGAACCCUAUGGGAGAGUUCGCCAUGCUCCACCAUGAGGAGGACCCUGUGGAUAAAGAUUUUCACGAUUUUCGUAAGAAACACAAGAGAGAUUACAAGGACAAAAUUGAGCAUCAACAAAGGAAACACAUAUUUAGACAUAAUUUAAGGUGAAUAAAUUUAAUAAUUCAGGUAUCAUUUUGAAUAAGGGGCAAGUCAAGGGGGAGGGGGUGUGGAGCAGGUCACGGGAGAGGGGCUUUGGAAUAUUUUUUGGGGGAAUUACAUGGAUUUCAGGGGAGAACAGUGGGGAGAGCAGUUGUUACCAACAGAGUAUAAAUGGGAGACCAUAGAAAACUUACUACCAACAAGAGGAAAUCAUAAGAAUAUUACAGAGCUUUAUGUGGGGAUCAGGUAAAUUUUAUCGUUAUACAGCCAGGCUAUAAAAAAUGAACCGUCUCCAAUCAUAUUAGCCUAACAUACUUCCCUCAUAAUAUAUAUUAAACGUUGCUAUGGCGAAAGACAUUGCAGCAGGUUACAUUUAUGUAAAGUUUUGUUUUGUUUUGAUUGCGUUUUAUGUAGGAUCAACAACGAAAUACUGUUGAGGGUUCAAUGUUUUGCCCUAUAUAGGCAUGGAAAAGUUUUUAGACUAAAUUAUUGGAAACGUUUCAAGUCAAAAACGUAGCAAGAAAUAUUUGAAACAUAGCUCAGCUCCUUCGGAGAACAAUUCUAGUUUUGUAUUUUCUGAUGUUAUGUAUAUUUAAUUAUCAUCUCAAGUGGCCUUGUUAUGCUUUGCUAGUUUAACCGCUUGUAAAAUUUGGAGCUCACAACACGAACCACGUGUUCGCCAUUUUUUUAAUGUCAACUGCAUGUACUAACAGUCCCUAAAUGCAAGAGGUCUGGAUCCUAAUAAAUGACACCAUUCACCAUCAAUACUCAUCGACCUUGAAACGAGUCAAGUAGAAGUUUCACCUGCGGCAAACUGUUUAUCCUAAAAAAACACUGACGAAUUGUUUGACCUUCUUUGUCUUUAGAUACAUUCGUUCGAUGAACAUGAAAGGCAACUCGUAUCAUUUAACUUUGAAUCACUUUGCUGACCUGACGAAUGAAGAAUUUGAUAAUCACAAAGGACUCAUGCCGGGAGAUGGAGGUUACGGAUCACGUGACGUCGAUGACGCCUAUGACGAUCAAGAGUACGAUGACGAUACCGUUGAACGGCGGGAAAAAAUCAAGAAGAAGAAAAGUAGAUAUGGUCAUGUUCCUGUUGAACUGGACUGGAGGAAAUAUGGUAUGGUCUUGAAUGAUAUAGCAAGCUUCUGUCUAUCUCUAACCUAUUGAAUGAAGAGAAUAAAGUCAUUGUUGUAGCUUUUUAAUAUGAAAAUUUUACAGUUUGAGGGGGCCACGAAGCACCUCCCCUUGAAGUUCUCUAAAUUAUGCUUUAGAGUGUUCUCCCUCUUAAUCAGCCUCGGCCAAAAUCAUUUAAAGUAAAGUCAUUGAAUAGUGUUGUCAGCACGGUAAAGUAGUUAUAUCAACUUAUUCAGGAGUAAGCCGAUCAGAUUGAUUCUCGUCCAUAUAUCGGCUAUCCUUGCCAUAAAUGUACGUACCCCCUUCCUGAUAUUCUUCUUAGUUGUUUGAAAUUGGAUGGUUUGAGCACAUUUCGACACUUGAUCUUACUUUAUAGAACUGUUCUAUUUUCUGUCAGGUGCUGUUCUUCCUCCAAAAGGCCAAGGAACAUGUGGCUCCUGUUGGGCUUUUGCUGCAGCUGGUGCAGUGGAAGGUGCCAAUUUCAUUCAGGUGCGGUGUUCUUAGUUAAGAUUAUUAUUGAGAAUUAUCGACACUGUUCCUGGAGAAGAUACUCCUCUAGAUGAAAACAGCUAUAGGACUGUAAAACAAAGCUGAAAUUCGGCUCAUGAUAAAAGCAAUGAGCAACACUCCAAACAUCGCCUUCUUAAAAAUCAAAAUUUUAUUUUCCUCUUGUCUUCAUACCCAGCGUAACAAUAUCUUUUUCCUUUGCAUUUCCACUGUCAAACAUAUUUGGAAAUCAAAUUUCACCUUAAGUUGAUCUUGUUACUCAAAUUCUUCUUCAUUGCUUGGUAGACUGGUAAAUUGGUUGAUUUGUCAGAGCAGCAACUCCUGGACUGCACAUGGGGCACACCUGGUGCCACGCAUGGCAACAACGGUUGUCUUGGAGGCUGGACUUGGAAGGCGUUUUCUUGGAUCAAGAAGUUUGGUAUUGCUACUGCUAAAAGUUACGGACAUUACCGGGGACAGGUUAGUUCGGCCCGCUACUCUAAGGGCGGGGUAGAAGCUGUGCUUUUGAUUGAAGAUUUUCAGCGUUGGAAUGAUAAACUCUAAGUUCCAAUUACAUAUUCUAAGUUUUGAAUGAAAAGAAACUACAUUACCCUCUGUUUAUAAUAAAAAAAAAUUGAUGAAAGAUUUUCAAUCAGAUGAAGUGCUGCAAUCAAUGAAUGAAAUAUAUUUCUCUUUCGCCAAUCUUUUUUCCUUUGAUUUAUCAUUGUUUAUUUUCUCUUUUCCCGCUUCAGUAUGCUCUCUUUGUAAGGUAGCAAUUGCUUUCAGUGUCGAGUUCUAAGGGAAAACAUCUCACUCCACAUUGCGUCCUCAGCACAGGAGUACAAAUGGCUGGGGGAAGGAGUGAGAAUAUUCUGUGAUAGCCUGAGAGCAGCAUCCCUUUAUAAGCUCCUGUAACCAACUGCAUCGAUGUUAUGAACAAACUCUUCUUUUUAACCUCCAAAUGACGACAAAGUUUAGGAUCAAAAGGAAAAACCAUUACCACUCAAAUCAUGUCUUUCUCUCGGGGAGAAAUCGCACAUAGAUACUUCAGUUUCCUUAUAUACGUCAAUUGUUUGCCUUUCAUUUGUUUAGGAAGGGUAUUGUAAAACCAAGGGACUGAAAAUUGGAGCUAGAAUUCACAGUUAUAGAAGAGUCAAACGCUACAACGAGGAAGCGCUUAAGAAAGCAUUGGCUUACCAUGGCCCAGCCACCAUUUCUAUCAAUGCAAAUCCUAAAGCUUUAAAAUUCUACAGUCAUGGCGUCUUAGACGAUAUCACAUGUAGUAAGUACACAUUCCUUUCCUAUAAAUUUUCCUCGCUUUUUGAAAAUUUAUCGAGUCUUUCUGGAACGAGAAAGACUCGAACUCUGUUGACACUUUGUACCAGACUUAUAGCUCAGUAACCCACUGAAACUGUGCUGAGUUUUUUAGGAAUAACAUUUUGCGCACAUUUCUGUGUUAAUUGAUGACACAUUUAUAUUACUUAUGUCUUAGAUAAACCUAAGGCUCAGUCAUUGCAGAAAUUUUGCUACUGACCUCCCAUUCAAUUACGGGAGUUGUGCGACUUGCGCUUUCUCCUCAGCCACUUUUUUUUUUCGUCCUUCCUAAAAUAAACCAAGGCUAAGAGAGUAUUUGAUAACACCUGAGAAAAUUUGUAAAAAAUAUCUACUUAUUACCCGAUUGUCGACAUUAACCCUUUAAACCCCAAGAGCGAUCAAACAUCUAAUUCCCCCCUUACUGUAAUACCACUGAAUCAUUCAUCAAGUGAAUAAAAAUACGGGAAAUGAUUGCCAACCUUAGAGGCCAUUGUUAAACAAAUCUCCUUGUCAGUACCAAAGAAAAUUUAAGAAAAUGGUUUGGAGAAUAUGGAUACUGAUGUUAGGGUGCAAAGGGUUAAAUUGCACAUGUUUAUCUUUUCUUUUAGAUAAUAAAACCGAUCAUGCUGUGUUAUUGGUCGGAUAUGGCACCGAAAACGGAGUUCCUUAUUGGCUAAUUAAGAACUCUUGGUCCCAUAACUGGGGAGAUAAUGGAUUUAUCAAAAUCAGACAUGGACUUUGUGGAGUAGAAAAGAGACCUUUUGUUGUACUGAACAAGGGACGGAGGCCUUUACCCUGGAAACUUGAAGAAAAGGCAAACAAAGAGAAGGAAACUUUAUUGAAGAAAAAGUUACGAGAAGAAAUGGAGGCUAAAGCAGCGAGACAUAACACAAAAGAUGAUUAUAAAAUUGUUCGAAAAGACGCAAUAGAAGAUCCUGAUUUCAGGGAUAUAGAAGAUGACGAAUAUGUGGACGAUGUAGACCUUUGGUGACCUUUACAUAGAGAACCAGGAGGGUUCUUGCCCUAGAAAUGUGCGGUUCCAGCUCUGCUCCGGCAACUUCUUUUUUAGAUGCUGCUCCCUGUACAUACAAUGCCACUUGAUCUCGCUAGCCUCGGCACAGGCAUUAUCGCUAUAAAUACCUGUACAUUGCUUCAGACGUUCUUUCUCGUAGGUGUGCAGUGUAAAUCGCUUCUGGUGCACCAUUCUUUAGGCAGCUAUAACUCAAGAAAUUGUCUCGUGAAACUUACAAUUUGAAGCGGAAGCGAAGGGCCAGGGUCAAAGUGGCCCGCAACACCAUGCGGGUCAUGCUUUAAAUGAACAGAGAUCGAGACAAGGAAAUAUUCUUACCCUCAGAACAAACUAGUCGCUAGAUAUUAGUUGAUUUGAGAAAAAAUGUCAAUGAAUCUGCAAAAUAAGCAGUGAAUUCAUGGUCUGUAAGAUUUUAAGUCAAUUAAUCUGGCUUAAGGUUACCUUUGAUACAGACACUCGUCAGAAAAACCUUAAUUCUACCGCUUCGAAAUACGAAACUUUCACCGUACAAAUAUGCUGUGGAAAUUGUACCACAUACAGUCUAAGUUCAAGUUACUUCAUACAAACCAAAUGUUGUUCAUAUCACAAUGGUAUUCUAAAGACUGCCGCUGAACUGUCAGGUAUUGAACUGUGUACAUAUUUAUUUUUAUAGCUAUGCC